This is a messenger RNA of Orbicella faveolata, 2164 nucleotides long. RefSeq names its product growth hormone-regulated TBC protein 1-like. Lineage: Eukaryota; Metazoa; Cnidaria; Anthozoa; Scleractinia; Merulinidae. Gene Ontology annotation, biological process: regulation of GTPase activity. Gene Ontology annotation, molecular function: small GTPase binding; GTPase activator activity. The record is from RefSeq and is a predicted model, not a curated record.
GAAGGAGUACGAUUGACACCACUCGGGAGGAAACCAACCUUCUAAAUGCAUAGUUUGCAUGGUUUUCUUUAGCGCGGAGCCCACUGAGAAUGCUCUUUGAUAAGACAUAGCAGAUAUGUCCACGAUUCAAAGUCCAGUAGAUGAAUAUGGCUUCCAUCGACCUGAUGACUUUGAUUAUUCAAGCUAUGAAGAAUUUAUGUCAAGUUACAUUAGGAUCCUGGCUAGAAGAGCUUCAAGGUGGGACAGCUUCCUGAGGGGUGUAAAUAAAGUGAGGAAAUCAAGACGAGUCAAGAGGUUUGUCAGGAAGGGAGUUCCAUCUGAGCUCAGGGCCCAGGUAUGGGUAGACAUCAGUGGAGCAAGAAAGAAAAUGAAGUUAAACCGUGGUAAAUACCAGCAAUUAACAGGAGAUAGUUCACUGGAUGAACAGACCUUGCAUGCUAUACAGACAGAUAUUGACCGUACCUUUCCUGAUAACAUUCAUUUUUCCAACAAUCAAGCUGACUUGAGGCCUGCUUUGUACAAUGUUUUGGUUGCUUAUGCAAAACACAACCCAAGGAUAGGCUAUUGCCAAGGUCUGAACUAUAUAGCUGGGUUGAUGCUUCUCAUUGUUAGAAAACAGGAAGUGGCUUUCUGGCUUUUGGAUGUUAUUGUUGGAAAGCUUUUGCCAGAUUAUUAUGCUAAGGACAUGUUUGGACUCCAAGUUGAGCAAGAGGCUCUACGGGAAGUAGUCAGAGCCAAGAUGCCAGAUUUGUUUGAGCAUAUAGAUAGACUUGGUGUAUCUUACACCAUCUUCUCUACGAAGUGGUUCAUUUGCCUUUACAUCGAUGUACUUCCAGUUGAGACAGUGCUUCGCAUCUGGGACUGCCUGUUCUAUGAAGGAUCAAAAGUGAUCCUCAGAGUAGCACUGACAAUGAUGAGUCUUAACAAGGAAAAGCUGCUAGCUUGUCAUGACUUUGCUCAACUGUGUACAGCUAUGAAGGAAAUAACUCAAGGACCUUCAACAAUGGACUGUCACAGAUUCAUGGAGCAUGCUUUUGAGAUUCCUGGCUCCUUUUCAAGAAGAUGGAUAAAGGAACUGCGUAAAGCUGCAACAGAGAAAAUAACUGCAGAGCAACAAGCAAGGCAACCACGGACAUAAAAACGAUUCAUACAAAAUUAAUAUGCUUUUAAUAAUAAUUACAAUUCUGUUAUUGAUUUUCUUGUCGGUUGGUCAGUUGGUCUGUUGCUGGUUUUCUGUUAGAACAUUGCAAACAUGGUAAAUGGAGAAAAUUUAGAACUUUUAAAAGUUUUAUAAUUUAUGGGUCAAUUGAAAGUGAAGUUUUUUGGUAACUAAUAGAAAUGUUACAUGGAAUACAAUGUUAAAUGGAAUACAACAGAUAUUUAGAUCAUUUUUAUGUCCACUGAAGCUGAGUUGGAACAUAUAUUUUCAAAUUUAAUAAUAUAUCAUCAUAUAAGAAGUUACGGUGAUGUAACAAUUUUGGACUAAUCGGGUGCCCUUUAUAAUUUUGUUACAGUGUAAUACAAUUUGGACAGUCUGACUUGGUUCUAGAAAUUUAAUUUAACAAUUGUAAAUAACUUAUUUGCUUGAAAUUAGAACCUCAUUCUAAAACUGUGACACUUACAAUGUGAGGAGGAUUUUUACUGUUUUGUUAAUGACUCUGAGAUGUCCUUCAAUCAUAAGUUAGUAACCACGCACGAAUUUAAACAUAUGCUAAAUUUAAACACUAUGCUAAAUUGGAAAUAGAAAUUUAAAAAGUUAACCGUCGCUGUUCACCUCAGUUCUCUUUGCAACGCAGAAUUUGGUCAUUUCACGUUGUUGUUUUGCAGAGGACGACGAAAACAAAAUUGCCAAGAAUUAUAAUGCACGUGCGUGGCAAUUGUACUGGCGUUGCCAUUAUAGUUUUCUUAAAUUCCCUAUUAAUGAAUUGCUACUCACUUGAAACGAAAUUUUUACCUUGAAAGAUAUUGUAUUCUUGACAGGUUUUAAACAAAACCAGGACUUGCAUACAUCACUCAGUUAGAUUUGUACUUUCUGUGCGUUUGGUCUUUUUUAACAAUUUUUUUUAAUUUGUACAAAAUUAACAGAUUUAAUACAUAAUUGCUUUUAUGCUGGUUCACCUGGUUGUGACUUGAAAGUAAAUAAAAUGUGCAGAAAUGUGGUUGA